Akanthomyces muscarius is the source of this 1998-nucleotide messenger RNA. RefSeq lists its product as uncharacterized. NCBI's taxonomy places the organism in Eukaryota, Fungi, Ascomycota, Sordariomycetes, Hypocreales, Cordycipitaceae. The transcript is spliced from 2 exons. The record is from RefSeq and is a predicted model, not a curated record. Gene Ontology annotation, cellular component: nucleus. Bases 1 to 1998 code for a protein of 665 amino acids. Gene Ontology annotation, biological process: regulation of transcription by RNA polymerase II; DNA-templated transcription. Gene Ontology annotation, molecular function: zinc ion binding; RNA polymerase II cis-regulatory region sequence-specific DNA binding; DNA-binding transcription activator activity, RNA polymerase II-specific.
AUGCCGCCGACUCGAGAGGUCAAGACUUGUGAACGCUGUCGUGGCUUCAAGCGCCGCUGCGAUCUAGUCAAACCAUCUUGCACACGAUGUGCACAGGCAGGAGUGCGCUGCAGUUUCGACAUUCACAAAACUGCCAAUUUGAAUGCUUUAUACCACGCAUCAGGGCCUGAUUCUACCUUGCGAGAUGUGGCGGCGGACCAUAUGCCCCGUGCCGCUGCUGACCCCAGCAGCGCCAACGGCUCUACAGAUCCGAGCCAGUCAUCCACGGUGGAUGAAAAGGGAUUUGACAAGCUGCAUUUGGGAGUCACAGACGAUGAGGAAACAACGCAAAGGAUACCCGGUAGCAUUGAGGCAGUUGGCGGCCGCGUCAUUCGCAAGCGCAAGCGCAACUGCUUAAGCUGCUUACGAUGCCACAGGCUCAAGGUCAAGUGCGACAAGGAGUUGCCUUGUGGGCGCUGCAAGUCAAGCGGCAAUGGAAGGGAGUGUUACUACAGCUACAACAAGGGCCGCAAUGAAGGCAAAUUUCCAUGCCCGACAGCGCCAACAGGCACAAACGAGGAUGAGAGCACCCUCUUGGCACCGUGGCAGGUCCAGCACAAAGUGCGUGGAUCUAGUCACUGGCGUGAUCUAAUGGCCAAGAUCAUGUCACUCGGUGGAAAAGAUACACAGCCACUAGUAAAAGCUCUACAGUCGAUUGCGACGAAUGCAUGCCUAGCCAAUUUCACCUUGCCUGGGAACUUCCCAUUUGGCACUCCCGGAACCGCAAAAUACUACCCUCGCGAUGCGGUUGUUCGUCUUGUUGAGAGUGAGCGCCACAACAUACAAGGCUUCGUCGACAUGUACUUUACAAUGUUCGACUGCGUCAACCCAAUCGUGGACGAGUCUAUUUUCUCCGCAGAGCUGGAUCUGUACUGGAAAGAACCGUAUACGACGAAUGUCUGCUGGAUGGCCCAGUUUUUAAUGGUGAUUGGACUAGGUCGGUUUGGUAUGGACGAGGAGAACCCGGCCCUGGCCAUUGAGUUCAUGACGGCCGCGGAAGCAUGUCUCAUGCAGACGACAUUCAUGUUUCGGCCGAAUCUUCUGACUCUCAAGACGUUAUGUUUGGCCUUUGUGGCGAAGCAAGUGUGCAACGCGACCUGCUGGGCCUCGGACUCGGCUUGGUCCUCCAUGGGGCUGCUCAUACGGACAGCGCACAUCUACGGCCUGCCGGAAGAUCGCAUCGAUGUCGACGAUGGUGCAACAAAGGCAGAAAAAGAAGCUCGUCGAAAACUGUGGCUGACCAUCCUGUACUUGGAUGUCAAGGGGGCCAUUGCCACCGGCAUGACACCGCUGACCAAGGCCGACGAGCUGGGCAGCUACUUUGCGCAGAUGCCGGAAUGGGGGUCGUCCAACCCCCUCCAGAGCGUGCUUCACCAGGCGCUGCCGACCGUCUUCACCGUGGUCGGACACCUCAACUCCAAAAAAGAGCACAUUUCGUUCCCCGACGUGCUGCGGUACAACGCGCGCCUGCGGGAGCUCAUGGGCUACGCGGCGCGCGUGUGCCAGAACCCGAUCCAGAAGAUGACGAUGGACAUUUUCCUGCGGCGGUGCCUGAUGGUGCUGCAGCGGCCGUACGCGCUGCAUGCCGACGGGCCGUCGCUGUUUGCCGAGUCGUACUGGUCGUCGCUCGAGUGCGCGCUCGCGCUGCUGAUGCACUACCGCGACCUCUGGUGCAACGACAUGGGCCUGCGGCUGCACCUCGUGGGCCGGGCAUUUGUGCUCGACUUCUUCUCGGCGACGCUGACGACGUACGUGCACCUGCUGCGGCCGGAUGCGCCGCUGACUUCGGCGUCGACGACGAGCGGCGCCGCGAUCCCGCCGAGGCAGAUUAUCCUGGACACGCUGCGGAGCUGCGUCGAGAUCUGGGAGAGCGAGCGGGAGAGCAGCGUGUGUUAUAAGACGGGGUACGACUUGCUGCAGGGUAUACUUGACUUGUUGCCGACAUCGAUGGAUUGCUGA